Oncorhynchus nerka (sockeye salmon) is the source of this 3091-nucleotide messenger RNA. RefSeq names its product centrosomal protein of 95 kDa. The record is from RefSeq and is a predicted model, not a curated record. NCBI's taxonomy places the organism in Eukaryota, Metazoa, Chordata, Actinopteri, Salmoniformes, Salmonidae. Gene Ontology annotation, cellular component: spindle pole; centrosome.
CGUUUCCCACCCAAUCAGAAAACACUUGCAUUUUAAAAUGUCGAUUACUUUCUGCUUGGCAGCCGGCACCCUUUUAAUUUCUGUUCUCAUUAUGAAUGUUAAUCAGUGAGUGACGAACCUCGAAAUUUGGAAAACGUACUGCUACUAGCUAGCAAUGCUAGUUCUUCUUUUCAGAGGUCAAGAGAGACAGUAUUGUUGACAAUUGCUUCACUUUCGUUGUUGCCAGCUCGGCUGACUACCACACAGCAAGCAAGCUGGCUAGCUUGCUAGUUAAUGCCGAAUGGGAACCCAAGAAGAUGAGCGAGAUUGGGUGGACGUGGCGAAUGAUAUCCUUAGCAAGUGUCACAUUAACCUAAGACUGAAGAAGGUGACGGACUGUAAUGCCAAUGUUUUUGCUGCCUUGUAUGAGGCCAUCUUGGGAGAGAAAGUCCCAGACUACAUCGCCACCCCGGGCAGUCAGGAGGAUGAUGUCCACAACAUCCAGUCUGUGAUCGACUCCCUGGCUCUGGAUUACCUUCAGAUCAGCCUUUCACACAUCACAGGCGAGAACAUUGUACGAGGGGACAAGGAGUCCAUCAAGAACCUGUUGGAGAUCUUUGACGGGCUGCUUGAGUAUCUCACCGAACAGAUCAGUGAAGAGGAGUCGCAAAAUGGAGACAAGGAACCAAACGGUGUUCCUGUUGAGGAUGCCCCCCUCCCUACAGGGACAGUGGUCCCCCAGACAGAGGAACAGGAGGCCCUAAUGGAGAGAGCCUCCCAGUAUUCUAGUGUGCACUCUGCCGUCCAGUCUAGCAGCAAACAUUCCCUUCACUCUUGGAAUGCAGAGGAGACGGGCUCGACCAAUGAGCUUAUCCUCCUGGGAGACUCCGCCCGCACGUUCACGGCCAAACAAGAAGUGGAAGCCUCUUCCCAAGCUCCGGGCCCCAGCACCACGUGUGCCCCGGGAACCCCAGGCACCCAGGCCACUCUACUGAGGGAGCCCCUGCGCUCGGCCAUCCCCCUGCAACCCCCCUACCAGACCACCCCCCACAGGCCCGACAGAGCUCCCCACUCGGGUAGCCAGUCUCCCCCAGCCAACGGUCUCAGCAGCGGGGCUGCAGUGGCGCAGGAGGCACCCACUGGCACCUCAGAGUCCCCAAGGCCAGGGGCUGACACAGUUACCAAUGGAGUGCGCUCGCCAGCCCACAACCACUCACCUGUCGAGAGUGAGAAGUCUGUGUCCAGUCAAACCAAGGUCAGGCUAGAGGAGGCCAAGGAGCAGCCAGAGCCUACCAGUGUGGGGCCCAGGAGGGUUCUAUUCCGGACACAGCCAGACAUUCAUUUCCUCACCCUGCAGGAUGAGCUGGAGGACAAGGCACCACUGGACACUGAGGAAGAUGAGGAGGAAGAGACCUUCACGCAGCAGGACAGCUGGGCUCACAGGGGGCGGACGGGGCUCAGUAGUAGCAGGGUACUAGAGGAGGAGGAUUGUGAGGAGCCUCUCUCCUGGCGUAGACAGAGAAACAGGAAGGCAGAACAGGAGCUGCACCACAUGUCUGAGAAGCUGUCCCGACGACUAGAGGAGCUGGACCUGAUGUUAAAGAGAGCGCUAGGAGAGAGCGGAGAGCCCGACGAGGUCAAAGAGGAGGACAAACUGUCCCACCACAGUGACAGUGUCAUGGAGUGUCGCAGGCCCCCAAGGAGGCCAACAGGUACUCCGCGAGCCCCCACAGCCCGUACCCGCUCCCUGUCCCCCUCCCCUCCCCGGGCCCGUCGCUCUCUCUCAGGUCAGCUAGAGGGCGCCAUGAGAGAGGCGGUGCGCGGAGAGGUCACACAGAGACACGCCGCCCGUACGGGCCGACGGGAACUCCACCAUCUACCGCCCCAACACAAACAGCUGGAAAAAGCCUAUGAGGAGGAGCUGAAAGUGUACGAGGACAGAGAACGGGCUGCUAUGGCCAAGGAACGAACCAGAGCACAGGAGGCGGAGAGGGAAUACAGAGAGGCCAUACUGAGAGAUGUUCCCCGAACCCCCAAACCGUCCCAAGUGUACACCACAGCAGCCCAACACCGCUCCCCCAGGACCAGACAACCAACUCCGGGCCGCAGACGACAGGACAAAACCAGGAGAGCCCCACCAAUGAAGGUGAAGGACAACGACCUGCUCCCCCUGCUCCUGGAGGAGUUCCCCCACCUGCACCUCUCGCCCCACGCCCUGGGCAGGAUGUGGCAGCAGCAGCUGGGCCAGGUGGACCGCCUCAACGCCUCCCUCUCCCUGGACAACCAGAGGCAGGGGCCACGCACUAAACUCACCAGCCAGGUGGAGGAGGUUCAGAGGAGACACAACCUGCUGGUGGAGAUCAUCCGCAAAGAGCAAGAACACAACAGACGCCUGAGGGAUUUUAAGGAGCGUAUCCAGCAACAGAAGUCGACUCAGAACCGUCUGAAGGAGCAGAGGCAGCAGAUCGCCCGGGCCAAGAAGUACCACAGUGACUACCACGUCCAGCUCCGCGCGCGCAUGAUGAGGGCCCGCACGAAAGAGGAGAGGAUGUUUAAGCAGGUCUUUGAGGAGGGCUUGGAGGUGCAGAAGGCUCGUCUCCGAGAGCAGAGGGCCUACGCCAAGGAGCAGCGCCAGGAGCACCAGAACAAACACCGAGACCAGAUCCAGUCUAUGGAGAACUAUUACAAGGACCAGUUUUCAUUGUUGGCUGAAACUCUCGCUAUAGAGCGACAGGAUAUCCAAGUACGGAAGAAGGCCCAAGAAAAGGCCCUUCAGAAGAUGAAGCGAGAGCUGCGCUCCAAGAUGGAGAGGGAGAUAGGUGAGCUGCAGAAGAUUAUCGUCCAGGACGACGACGACGAUUACUUCCACGGCCUGGAGGUCCAAAGGUUACGGGGUCGCGUGCAGAUGGCUUCCUUCCAGUACAACACCAGCUGUCAGCACUGACCCCGCUAAUGAGCUAGCAAUCUAUAGCUACCUACCGCUAACUUUCCUUCGGCUGCUAAAAACAAACUUUAAAGUCUCUAAAACCCACGGAUCUGAGUCCUGCUCCUCGAUUGUUUUAAAUACUUGAUUAUUUAAGAAUGUUAAAAAAAAAAAGACUCCCUCACUGUG